This is a messenger RNA of Parasteatoda tepidariorum (common house spider), 3465 nucleotides long. RefSeq lists its product as uncharacterized. The record is from RefSeq and is a predicted model, not a curated record. NCBI's taxonomy places the organism in Eukaryota, Metazoa, Arthropoda, Arachnida, Araneae, Theridiidae.
UUGAUUAGAUACGCAGACGAGAAUUGGCGGAGUGGCGCUUUAUCAAAGAUCGUUAUUAACUCCUAGUUUUUCUGUAAUUUCGUGUCAUUAGUACACAAAUAUUGGAAACUUUUUGUAUCAUUCUUACAGUAAUUCAAGAUGAGUGAUGUUUCAGGGAAAAGGAUUAAAGAAAUCCUGUAUUUAGCUGCUGAAUUCGAUGACAACAUGGACACGGAUUUAUUUAAAGUAAUCUCCAUGUCUAGCAUUUGUAGAAUAUUUGAUUCGAAGCAGCUGCGUGAUGUCAUUGGCGGAAUUUUGUCUCUCUACGCUCUUAUGAAUAGAACAUUGUUAGAAGAUGAAGUUUUCCGAGACUCCUUACUGAACGAAGGAUUUCAGCUAAAUGCACUAAAAAUCCGAGGUAAAUCUGAUUUAUCGAACUAUAUUAAAUUCGUAGAUCCUGAAUUAAAUUCUAAAUUUUUACUCUAUUUGGAUUCCGAAAAUGCUCGUAAUGACUACGCUCCUAUACGUAUUAGAAGGGUUUCGAACAUUUUUAAAGAGCGUUUUUCCAAUUUAAAUUUUUCAAUUGGCUUUAUUGUUGCAUUCACCGGUUUGUGCCUAUGUUUGAUGUGCAAGAAACUAACAAAGUACAACCAUUUCGGAUGGGUUAGACAGAAAUGGAAAAGCUUUCUUGGAACAGUUGGACUAGAUCAUCAGUUUUCAGAAUGUGGACCGUCUUACCAUUUGAUGCCAGGAUUAAAUACAUGCAGUAAAUUGUAUACAUUUUUUAAACAACAUCGUGAAUUUAGACGACGGCUUUAUCUUGGAAUUAUGAAACUGUCAUGGGAAUCAGGAUUGUGGGGAAAUAUGUGCCGAGCUGUGCUUCGUUUUGCCAAAGGAUUAGAAAUAAACCAUAUAGUUUUGAUCAAUACUUACAUAUUGCAAGAUCAUCCUGAAUUAACUCAUGUUGAAGAACUGAAAUCGGAAUUUCGAAAACUUCAAACUGCUUUUCGAGUUUUUCGGAAGGAGACGAUUCCGGAAGAACAAUGGCCCUACAUUCAAAUAAUGAAUAAAGUUCCGAGCGAUAUUUGGAGCAAGAAAAAGUUUCCAAUACUGAGUUAUCUAUCUGUACAAAUAGGUAAACGUAUUCGAACAAAUUUGGAAGAUUACCAUUGCGAAUUAUCGUCUGAAAUGCAGGAUAUAGCAAAUAGAAUCAUGGCUGAAAUAAUCAAUUAUGAUUCUGCUUCUCAAAUAGCACAGACUCCGUCUGAAAAUAGCUUGGGAAAUAUAGCCAUAUUGUCUAAUAUGAGAAAUGAAGAAUUUCCCGAACUUUUUGAAAUGAGUGACAUUCUAGAAAAAUCUCUUUAUGCACUAAAUGGUGUACGUAAUUUUAAUAAAGACGACGAGGAUUUGAUUUUCUUACCGAAUGCUAUUCCAUGUUCUGAGAUUAAGUAUUUUAAAAUAUCUGAAAAUGUGGAUGGUGAGCUGCAUAAAAUCGUCUGCCUGUUGAAUAUUUCCAGAAUUUAUCAGAAUGAAUGCCUUUCAGAGGUUAUUGGUGGAAUGUUAUCUCUUUUUGCUGCUGUUGAUCCCGCAACAUGGUCUGAAGAAGAAGACUGCAAAAAAUCUCUGAAAACUCACGGAUUUGAACUCUGCGAAAUUCUUAUAGAAUCUGCAAACGAUUUGGCCAGCCAUUUUGUUUUUGAGAAUGAUGAACUAAACGAACUGUUUUUGAAGUUCUUAAACUUAACUUCAACGGAUAUCAGUUACUCAGUCACGAUUAAACGUAAUGAUUCUGUGUGCCAAAUGUUCAGAGGUUUAUUUUUGAAAACAUUAGCGAUACCAAAUAUUUUUGCUUACAUUGGAAUGUAUUUGCUUCCGAUUUUUAAACAACUCGAUGAAAAUAAUUAUGAUAGCUGGCUUAGACACAAAUGGGUCACUUUUUGUAGAUUAACUAAUAAGUCUGUUAUCGUCUCAUUUUCGAAUAUACUUCUGCCUUCGCAAAGCACGUGCAUCAACAUACACUCGUUUUUUUAUUCCAAUUUUGAACUACGAAGAGCACUAUUUUUAAAAUCUUUGAACUUCUUAAAGCUUUCAGAUCCGAUACGUUUCAUAUUUUUAGUGAUUUGUCAAAACGCUAAAGAAAGUGAAUUAACUCACAUAUACUUGAUUAACUACUUCAUACUACAACAAAAUAAACAUUUGUUAAAGAUGAAAGAAUUGAAACCUGAACUUGUAAGAUUUAUGCGCGCAAUAGAAAGUAUUCGAUGUAUGUUGCCAUCCGUCAAUUUUGGUUGGCUGUAUAUAAAACUAAUUAGUCACCCCAACGAAGUGGAAUUCUUAAAUAAAAAUCAUUUCCCUCUUCUCUUAUAUCUGUCAGACACAAUUCGUGAAAGCGAAAAUAAACCAAAAUAUGCUGGGGUCGCUGCAGUAACUGAAUACUUUAAAAAAGUCGAAGAAUCAAGAAAAAAUUUCAGCAAAUUUUAUAACAAUGCAAUGACUGAAAAAAGUAUUAAAAAAUUUUUCGAACUGAAAUUUCCAAACGGAGAUUUAUUAUCUUCAUUAGAAUAUGAACAGUUGAAACAGCUAACAAUUAACAGUUUGCUAUUUUCCACUUGUCACGACGAAACAUUGGGGAUAAUUCCAGAUGACAAAAAGAAGCAAAUCAUGGAUAUGUCUAUGGAGGAGGUGAAGGAAAAAUAUGAACAUUUUAAUUUUUCUUUUAGAAUGAUGUUUUCAGCAAAUUCAAUGAUAAUUCAGAGAAUUCAAAAGAUAGUUCAAGGACUUAACAGACGAUCAACUGUAGAAGCAGUGUCAGAAUUCGGCGAAGCUGACUUACAGAUCAAUUCAACAGAGAGUGUAUUGCAAAGCAAUCCAGUCCAGGGAGAAUUGCGAAACAAUUUGUUUGAGGACGCAUUGCAAAUCCAUCCUGUCGAGGAUGAAUUGCGAAACAAUUUGUUUGAGGAUGCAUUGCGAAUCGAUCCAUUCGAAGAUGAGUUGCGAAACAAUUUGUUUGAGGACGCAUUGCGAAUCGAUGCAUUCGAAGAUGAAUUGCAAAACAAUUUGUUUGAGGAUGCAUUGCAAAUCGAUCCAUUCGAAGAUGAAUUGCGAAGCAAUUUGUUUGAGGAUGCAUUGCGAAUCGAUCCAUUCGAAGAUGAAUUGAGAAACAAUUUGUUUGAGGACGCAUUGCGAAUCGAUCCAUUCGAAGAUGAAUAUGAAUUUCAAUAGAAUAUGACUACUUCAGUUGAAGUCAUAACUUAAGGAGGGUGCAAUCUUUUUAUUGAAUAAAAAUUCUAUGAAAAGUGACCUUUGAAUUGAAUAUUGAAUUAUUUCAAGAUAUACAUUACCGAGUGUUCUUAAUAAAUUUCAUUAUCUCUAGUAAAAUUGCCUUUAAAAAUUAGUUUACGCUUACACAUCGAUUACAAAAGUUAUGUUGCAUCAUAAAUGUGUAUAUUACUUUUGACUUGUCCUUAAUAAAUGAAUGUUUGCUUU